This is a messenger RNA of Penicillium cosmopolitanum, 1881 nucleotides long. RefSeq lists its product as uncharacterized. NCBI's taxonomy places the organism in Eukaryota, Fungi, Ascomycota, Eurotiomycetes, Eurotiales, Aspergillaceae. The record is from RefSeq and is a predicted model, not a curated record. The coding region runs from base 1 to 1881 and encodes 626 amino acids. The transcript has 4 exons.
AUGCCGGCCAUUCCAUUUCCUGCAUACCUGCCGGAGAGCCAGCUCGUGCAACGCAGUACAAAUAUCCACAAUGCCACUCAUUCAGGUCUAGAUGUUGUUUGCGCUUGGCCGGUCUCUGGGCAAUAUGGACCUGGAACCCGUGUUCUAUACUACGUUUUGGUGGCGGCUUGUGUAUUUGCUCGCAAAGCAGAAUGGAUUCGAAAUGCGGGUCUUGCGGCUGUACUACUCUUCCCCGCUGUCGCUGCUCUCCACGGAAUCGUCUUAGCGACCUUACAUCGAGAAGGGGCGGUUGAUAUGGAUGUCUAUGGAGCAUUUCAGUUAUGUUCAAUUGGAAUUUUAACCGCCCCGGCCACGGUCAAGCUCUCGAAAACAUACUUCAAUAACCCCGGUCGCAAUAUCAUAUUUCUCUGGACUGGGCUUAUCCUCGCGGGCCUUCUUAGCUUGACGGUAGAAUUCAUUCGUAUUGAAUCUACAAGCUGUCCAAUUGACGACCAAGCAACCAUAGAAUGGGCGGCCAAAAACCACACCUUUCCUUACAACAUGUCUCCUUCCUGUGGCAUGAUUUGUGGAGAAGAUGGACCUUUCUCCCCUUUACGACAAGGCGCGGCUGACAAUAUUUACGUGAUACCUGUGCCUCAUGCGUUAACUUUCAAUACUGCUACUCUUAUUUCUGCUGCUUGUUGUGUCCCUGCAAUCCUAUCUUUGGUGUCAACUUGGAUUAAAAUCCUUGAGUAUAAUUGGGAAACAUUUUCCUCUCGUUAUGUGAACUCGACCAAUUCAACCGAGUCGACUGAAAAGUCCGAUGAACGACCGAUCAAAGGAACAAAUGGAGCCACUCCAAAGCAGAUGAAUGGAAUUGCUGCCAGAAUCAGAGGCUGGCUGACGCUCAUUGAGAUUCCCGUCUUCGUUGCGGCGGUUCUGGCUAUUUUAGUCAAGGGCGAGAUGAACUUUUUCAGCGAACCAGUCAAUUAUCAGACUGAACCAAUUACUAGCAUCGGUCAAUGGGCCCCGAUUGUUGGUACAGGACUUGCCGCAAUCGGAUCAUUGUAUGUUCUUUUUGCCGCGACUAUGGACGCUGACGAGAGUGAGAAUGAUGAUCAAGAAAUUCGUUUGGAUGCAGAUGCCAAUGCAGACGCCAGUGAGCACAACUCGAACUGUACAGAGUAUACAAGCAGAGGCAAUAGUCCAGAGUCAUUGGACAGCAUCAGUCCCCAGCGCAGCUCUCAAAUGAUUGAUGGAAGUCCCUCUACAGAGAUAGUGAGGACAAGCACGCAAGCUUCUAUAAGCCCCAGACUCCCGCGCACAGCAACCAACCAAAGCGAAAGGUCUGUUCAUUCGGGCGGAAGGCGGAAGGUGACUCAGUAUCUUAAUUUAGCAAGUAUGAAACUUGCCGCCAAGGCACAUGAUCAAUUCCAAGAUUCAGGGUAUCACGCCAAAGGACUUUCAAGCUUUCCGGAAGUCCCAGGCGAAAUCUUUCGGAAUGAAAAUUUACCAGAGAUUCAAAGAGCCUAUUCUCCGAUCCCUCGCUCCAGGGCUAGCAGCUUUAUUGGGUCCGAGUCAUCUCAUGGAGAAGGCAGCUCACGAGUACCAUUGGAAAUUCCCCGACAUCUUUCACUACCAGGGCCACCAACUCCGACACGCCCAAUCACGAGACCCAGGCAUGCUUAUACGUUGCCAUCAAGAGGUGGGUCAUGUGCGGUUGGUGGAGGGCAUCUUGGUGACACUCUUGAUGAGGUUCCGUUUGCUCGAGACACGGGUAUAGAAACUGCUGCAGAGACAAGUAUUGCCCAUGCAAGCCGACCGUCUGCGUUGGAAGUUAGUCCCACAACUCUCACACCUAACAGCCAAGAAGCGCCGAAAAUUGUCGUUUCUUCCGAUUAA